CCGGACUGACUGUGUUUGGAGAAUCCUCCCUUGUUUCUGGAGCAAGAGGCGGGUCUUUGGAAAGCAGGAAUGCGCUGGAAGUUUUCCUGCAAGCUCCCUUCACAUGUUGAAGAGCGUCCGACCCGCGUCUCAAUAUGGACAUGUGGCCGCUGGUGCUCCUGUUUGUCCAGCUGUGCUUCUGCGCCGGGUACGAAGGGUCAGGACAUUACGCCUAUGGAGACGAUGAGGACUGGUAUUCUCGUAGAUAUAAAGGGACCCCAUGGUGCGCACCCAUUAAGGUGAAACAUGGUGACGUCAGCUGUCGCACCCCGAGAGGAGAACACUACAGGAACGUGAUGGGGACACGCUGUAAAGUCCGCUGCAAGCAGGGAUACGAGGCCCAGAGCUCAGAAGUGGUGUGUAUGGCCAGCAAACACUGGUCUUCUAACUACGCCUGCCGAGAGAUCCGCUGUCCCAAGCUGGACAUGCCCAAUAAUGGCGGCUACAAAUGUUCGGACGGCUCCUACUUCAACUCUCGUUGUGAGUUCUUCUGCGCCCCUGGAUUCAAUCUGAAGGGCCAGAAGACGUCAACCUGCCAGCACAACAAGGCAUGGAGUGCUGGAGUCCCCACUUGUGUUGAUAUGGAUCCUCCAAAAAUCAAGUGUCCUAAUCUGAAGGAUAAGUGGGCAGAACCAGGAAAACUGACGGCAAGGGUGACCUGGGACACACCGGAGGGUGUGGACACUGCAGAUGGCAUCCUUACAGAUGUUAUCCUGAAAGGGAAACCUUCAAAAUCAGACUUCACAGAGGGGCUCCAUAAGAUGUCCUACACUGUGUUUGACCGUGCAGAGAACAAAGCAUCUUGCCGCUUCACUGUCAGAGUGCGAGUGCGCCGCUGUAACCCACUAUUUCCCCCUGACAACGGUUAUAUGAAGUGUGACAGUGACAAAGACAAUUAUGGGGCCACUUGUGUGUUCACCUGCACCGGUGGCUACGAGCUGCAGGGCAGUGCUGCCAGGGUGUGCCAGUAUGGACUCACCUGGUCUGGAACAGACACCACAUGUGCAGCCAUGAACAUCAAUGUGGGAGUGCGUACAGCUGCUGCACUGCUGGACCAGUUCUAUGAGAAACGGCGGCUCCUCAUUAUCUCGGCCCCUACAGCUGCCAAUCAUAAUUAUCGCUUCCAGAUGACUAACUUACAGCAUGCCCAGUGUGGACUGGACCUGAGGCAUGUGACUGUAAUUGAGCUGGUUGGGACUUACCCUGCACAGGUUGGCCGAAUUCGACACAGGCUGCUUCCCCCAGGGCUGGCCCUGCAAAUCAGGUUACUGCUCCGGAUUUCACAAAGGUCUUUCCACAUGGUGUUGAUAGACAAGCAGGGCAUGGACAAGCAGCGCUACCCAUUCCCAAUCACAGCGGCUGAAUUAUUCACCACCAUUGACACCUUCCCCAUCCGCAAGGAUGAGAUGGUGCUACAGCAGGAGGCAGGCCAGACCUGCCAAUCAUAAAACACGCCGGGCGUUCAGUGCACUUCCAUGGACUCUCAUCUUUGAUCCUUUUCCUUCCUCCAUCACAGCAGACGGGACUGACUCACAUGUCCCUUUUUUCUCUACAUGUCACACAUUCCUACCUGAACUCAGUCAGCCCAAUAUCCAGAAGUUACAAGUAUGUGUGUGUUUGUAUGCGUCUAUGUGUGUGUGUGUGUGUGUGUGUGUGUGUGUGUGUGUGUGUGUGUGUGUGUGUUUGUGCGCGCGCGUGCGUGUUUGUGUGUGUGUGUGUGACAUCAAAGGUCGGGAUGUCAGCCAUGGUGCUGAUUUGAAGCAAGGAGAUUCAUCGAAAGCAGUUAGUAAAUGAAAUGGGUCAUACAGUACAUUACAAUCAUAUUGAUUCCUGUGUCUUGUCCAUCUGUAUGUUUUAUUAAUAUUAUUAUUAUUAUUGUUUUCAAAGCAGAAAUAUGUUUUGUACAAAAAGUCUUUUACUGUAUGAACUGGAAAGCUCUUUGCCUGUCUAAUAUUUAUGUCCCACUUCUCUAAUAAUGAUGUAUUCUGACACUCUCUGGAAUACUGUGUGUGUAUUGUGUACUGUAGAGGACAAUGAUGCUGUUCUGUUGGUACGCUGUACAUCCACGCCUGAAUUAACAAGACACUGAUUAAAUAUGUCUAUCGCGGAGGAUGUGAUCUUCAGUGUGUGUCGAUGUGCAUGCAAGAGAUCUGAGGCGAAAAUACUGGGCAGAAAACAGAGAAAGUGAAGAAAGGGGGAUGCACUG
Messenger RNA from Scomber japonicus (chub mackerel), 2245 nucleotides. RefSeq names its product sushi-repeat containing protein X-linked (gene srpx). NCBI's taxonomy places the organism in Eukaryota, Metazoa, Chordata, Actinopteri, Scombriformes, Scombridae. The record is from RefSeq and is a predicted model, not a curated record. Bases 135 to 1487 code for a protein of 450 amino acids. The transcript is spliced from 10 exons.